This is a messenger RNA of Trypanosoma brucei brucei TREU927, 1989 nucleotides long. RefSeq lists its product as hypothetical. NCBI's taxonomy places the organism in Eukaryota, Euglenozoa, Kinetoplastea, Trypanosomatida, Trypanosomatidae. Bases 1 to 1989 code for a protein of 662 amino acids. The record is from RefSeq and is a predicted model, not a curated record. The transcript has a single exon.
AUGACUGCAGUUAAGGAGCCUCGGGUAGAUUUUGAACUGCACAACUCUUCCAUAGCGCGUGACGACGCCUGCCUCCAGUGGUUUUUCUCACGAUACCGCGCACACACAUCAACUACGUUACCGUCAAGGAGUGACACCAGUGCUGCACCAACAACAAAGGGGAAUGAUAACAUUAAAAACGCUACAGAAGCACUGUUAGUUCAAUUGGAGAAUGACGUUACCGCCUGCAAGGCUCUCCGCUGGGAGAAAUUCAGGUACAGCUCACCAAUAUAUGAGGCAGCAUCACCAACUUACCCACUGCGAAGGGGCUCCACAAUUGAAACGGUUGUUGAGGAGGUUGAAGAUUCCGCUGCCACUACCGGAACAGUGGGGAAACCGCAUCGCGUUCUCCGCGUAAAACUUCAGGAAUCCUCUCCCAAACAUGCUCAUGAAGCUCGCGUCAGGAGCGUGCAGGAGGAGCCAUCCCGCCACGUAUUCGCUGAGAUGUUGAGGAAGAAGAAUAGGGAGAACCUUGUGAGGAGCAUUGAAGAAGCGGAAGCCGCUCGUGGCCACAACGGACACUCGGGAUGGUUGCGACCGUAUUUUGGUGGUUAUUUCCACAUGCCGCUUCCCCGCGGCCCCACAAGGUUCCUCGUUUUCCCACAGUGGCACCACGACGUCACUGUCGCAACUGAGAAGCAGCAAUGGUUUCCAUACUUCCUGCGUGGGAGUUGUUAUCAAAAGGUCCCACAUGCACGUGUCCCUAUUGUUGGCGACGCUGUUGGCCCGCUCCGCAUGCCGUGGAAUGACUUAGUUCUGGCUGUAUCUUUUGCGCGAGAGUUCCCGAGAGAACUCUCCGAGGACUUUGGGGAUCGGGUGAGGUUGUGGCGGGAUGUUGAUGCCAUUUACUUGGAUGGGCACGCCAAUCAAGUGCGUACUGAGCGCCUGGUGCUCUGCAAGACACGUAGCAAGUCACCAGAAAUGAACCAUCUGUCUGCAGGUGAGACUGCAGUAGUUGGCAUGACAGAAGAGGCGGAGGCCGAGGGGAAGGAGACGGAGACGGAAAUCAUUACCGCAAAACUUCGUGAGUCGGGGUUUCGUGCGUCACUGCAAUUUCGCAACCCACGUUACUCACUCACCGUGAAGGGUACCACUUGUAUCCCAGAGAGGGCACCGAAUCAAAGAAUUACUUCAUUGUUAGUGCUGGAUGAGUAUGACAGCUUUGUUCAGCACUUCACAUCACCAUUUUUGCGUUGGCUUUUUCCACGUGCAACGUACUGUUUGCGGUGGGCUGGUGGUCCCGGCGUGGACUUCAAUAGCGCUGAGCGUUCAUUGACAUUCUUCGGUAAACUGUGGUCGGAGUGGUGGGUUGAGCUGCCACUCCGCGCGGACCGUUUCUUUCUUCGGCUUCGAAACAAAUCGUCCCUCGUGCAGCCGCUUACCGCUGGGCAGUGGAAGCAAACAUUUUCGGACGUCCAAGUCAACGGAAGCCAUGGGAGCCACGCGGUCAGGAGCGGAGAACACUCUUUAUUCUGGGCUACGCAAGGCCCGGUGUGGGAUGCGGGUCUCAUACGCGGAUUCCGUGACAUAUAUCCGGGUAUGCACUACGCCUCAAGGUGGUAUACGGUGCUCUCCAUGGAAUUGGGCUUCGGCGGCAAGUUGCGGGACGAAUCCAAAAUGCUCGUUGACGGAGCGUCUCAAACCGGUUGGAGAAAACCAGGUGGAAUGAUUUAUGCGAACGCCUGUUUGAUGGACUCCUUCAAGAACCCACCGCGAGCAUCUAUGGGAUUCUCCUUGACUAGCAGGCCACGUGCCAGAGAGGACGCCUUCAACACCCUUGCGCCCUCGUCCUUUGAGUGUAGUUUUAACUGGUGGUUGAAGUUUGGUAGGGACGGUAUGAAACUUUUGUCAGGUCUUGUUGAGGGUCAGUCGGUCGAUAAAGCCGUAUUGCGACCCUCGGCAACGGAGGCGUUUCACCAUCUUCGCUGCGGGCUGACGUGGAACUUAUGA